This is a messenger RNA of Oncorhynchus nerka (sockeye salmon), 1281 nucleotides long. RefSeq lists its product as uncharacterized. The transcript has a single exon. NCBI's taxonomy places the organism in Eukaryota, Metazoa, Chordata, Actinopteri, Salmoniformes, Salmonidae. The record is from RefSeq and is a predicted model, not a curated record. Bases 1 to 1281 code for a protein of 426 amino acids.
AUGAUCAAUUUGCUGUUAGUUCCUUUUAGUUGCUAUAGCAUCCCUUCCAGCCAUCCCUUCCAGCCACCCCUUCCAGCCACCCCUUCCAGCCAUCCCUUCCAGCCAUCCCUUCCACCCAAGUCCUUCAGCUUCCAGCCAUCCCUUCCAGCCAUCCCUUCCAGCCAUCCCUUCCACCCAAGUCCUUCAGCUUCCAGCCAUCCCUUCCAGCCAUCCCUACCAGCCAUCCCUUCCAGCCAUCCCUUCCACCCAAGUCCUUCAGGUUCCAGCCAUCCCUUCCCGCCAUCCCUUCCAGCCAUCCCUUCCAGCCAUCCCUUCCACCCAAGACCUUCAGCUUCCAGCCAUCCCUUCCAGCCAUCCCUUCCACCCAAGUCCUUCAGCUUCCAGCCAUCCUUCCAGCCAUCCUUCCAGCCAUCCCUUCCAGCCAUCCCUUCCACCCAAGUCCUUCAGGUUCCAGCCAUCCCUUCCAGCCAAGUCCUUCCGCUUCCAGCCAUCCCUUCCACCCAAGUCCUUCAGCUUCCAGCCAUCCCUUCCAGCCAUCCCUACCAGCCAUCCCUUCCAGCCAAGUCCUUCCGCUUCCAGCCAUUCCUUCCACCCAAGUCCUUCAGCUUCCAGCCAUCCCUUCCACCCAAGUCCUUCAGCUUCCAGCCAUCCCUACCAGCCAUCCCUUCCAGCCAUCCCUUCCACCCAAGUCCUUCAGCUUCCAGCCAUCCCUUCCAGCCAUCCCUUCCAGCCAUCCCUUCCACCCAAGUCCUUCCGCUUCCAGCCAUCCCUUCCACCCAAGUCCUUCAGCUUCCAGCCAUCCCUUCCAGCCAACCCUUCCAGCCAUCCCUUCCACCCAAGUCCUUCAGCUUCCAGCUAUCCCUUCCAACCAUCCCUUCCAGCCAUCCCUUCCACCCAAGUCCUUCAGCUUCCAGCCAUCCCUUCCAGCCAUCCCUUCCACCCAAGUCCUUCAGCUUCCAGCCAUCCCUUCCAGCCAUCCCUUCCACCCAAGUCCUUCAGCUUCCAGCCAUCCCUUCCACCCAAAUCCUUCAGCUUCCAGCUAUCCCUUCCAGCCAUCCCUUCCAGCCAUCCCUUCCAGCCAUCCCAUCCACCCAAGUCCUUCAGCUUCCAUUCCAAUCCCUUCCACCCAAUUCCUUCAGCUUCCAGCCAUCCCUUCCAGCCAUCCCUUCCAGCCAAGUCCUUCAGCUUCCAGCCAUCCCUUCCACCCAAGUCCUUCAGCUUCCAGCCAUCUCUUCCAGCCAUCUCUUCCAGCCAUCCCUUCCAGCCAUCCCUUCCACCUAA